UAAAGGCUCAGGCCCUCGCAGCCCCGCACGCUUCUGGUCCCGACCCAGACUCAGAAAGAACCCACCAUGGUGCUGUCUGCCACCGACAAGGCCAACGUCAAGGCCGCCUGGGGAAAGGUGGGCGGCCAAGCUGGCGCACACGGCGCAGAGGCCCUGGAAAGAAUGUUCCUGGGCUUCCCCACCACCAAGACCUACUUCCCCCACUUCAACCUGAGCCACGGCUCCGACCAGGUCAAGGCCCAUGGCCAGAAGGUGGCUGAUGCGCUGACCAAAGCCGUGGGCCACCUGGAUGACCUGCCCGGCGCCCUGUCUGCUCUGAGCGACCUGCACGCCCACAAGCUGCGUGUGGACCCGAUCAACUUCAAGCUCCUGAGCCACUGCCUGCUGGUGACCCUGGCCGCCCACCACCCCGAUGAUUUCAACCCCUCCGUCCACGCCUCUCUGGACAAGUUCCUGGCCAACGUGAGCACCGUGCUGACCUCCAAAUACCGUUAAGCUGGAGCCUCGGCGAUCCCCGCCCCGGGGUGGGGCCCUCUUGCACUCUGCACACCCCCCUUGCACCCUGACCUCCUGAUCUUUGAAUAAAGCCUGAGUGGGCUGCAGUCUCUGUA
Phacochoerus africanus (Common warthog) is the source of this 611-nucleotide messenger RNA. It is a transcript of the gene HBA1, whose product is annotated as hemoglobin subunit alpha 1. The record is from RefSeq and is a predicted model, not a curated record. The transcript is spliced from 3 exons. Lineage: Eukaryota; Metazoa; Chordata; Mammalia; Artiodactyla; Suidae. Gene Ontology annotation, cellular component: haptoglobin-hemoglobin complex; blood microparticle; hemoglobin complex. Gene Ontology annotation, molecular function: oxygen carrier activity; organic acid binding; peroxidase activity. Gene Ontology annotation, biological process: hydrogen peroxide catabolic process; oxygen transport. The coding region runs from base 67 to 495 and encodes 142 amino acids.